Coffea arabica (coffee) is the source of this 1447-nucleotide messenger RNA. NCBI's taxonomy places the organism in Eukaryota, Viridiplantae, Streptophyta, Magnoliopsida, Gentianales, Rubiaceae. The record is from RefSeq and is a predicted model, not a curated record.
CCCAAUUAUGCUAUGGAGACUCCUCUGUAUCUAGCAGUAGAGAAGGGAUAUCAUGAUAUCGCUGUUCUGAUUUUGGUGACUUGCAAGUCUUCAUCUUAUCUCGGCCCCGGUAACAGAACUGCCCUGCACGCUGCAGCUAUACGGAAUUCGCCAGAAGUGGAACUGGUUUUACAGAAGCUGCCAAAUCUUACAAAGAAAGUCGACAAAUUUGGAUGGAAUGCACUUCAUUAUGCUGCUAAAUUUAAUCAUCAAGGAGUAGUAAGACAAUUAUUGUCUAAAUACAAGUUCAUGGCCUAUGUUACUGCCAAUAAUGACGACUCAAUGACUGCUUUACAUAUUGCGGUGACUCAAGGACAUGUAGCUGUCAUAAAAGAGCUUUUAUUGCAUUGCCCAGAUUGUUGGGAGAGGAUCACAUAUAAACGCCAGAACAUCCUUCAUCUUGCUGUAAAAUAUGAACAAAGAGAAGUGUUGGAAUUUUUCUUACAGUAUUCUUGGGCUUCUGAACUCAUCAACCAAAAGGAUUCUAAAGGAAACACUCCUCUCCACCUGUAUGUUGCCACCAAAAACUUAGAUGGUAAUAGCCUUGUAAAUCACCCUUGUGUUGAUAUCAGUGCUUUCGACAAUUCCAAUUCCACUGUUCUUGACAACAUACUUCACAGCCGUGAGCUUACUGGAAGACAGGUUUUGAUCAAGGAAGAGUUGGAGCGAGCAGGUGCUAGUCCAGGUUAUCGAAAUGUUGGUACUGUGAAGAAGAAUUUAGGAGCACCAAAAACCGAAGAACCAGAAAAACUGGAAAGUUUGGCUGGGACUUACUUGAUUGUGGCUACACUGAUUGCAACAGUCACUUUCACGGCAGGUUUUACCAUCCCAGGUGGAUACAAUGAUAGUGAGAGUCCAAACAAAGGGCUGGCGGUUCUAGGAAACAAAGCAAUUUUUAUAACAUUUGUUAUUUCAGAUUCCUUGGCAAUAAUGAUCUCCGUUCAUGCAGUCCUCCAUCUAAUUUUGCUCUUGCAAAGCAACAACCACAAGUUCAAGUUAGCUAUGCUCCACGGAGGUAGGGCUUCAAUUUUCAUGGCCAUGAUCCUGAUGAUGAUAGCAUUUCUGACGGGCUUGUCUUCUGUGUUACCAAUGCUGCAUAUCAAGAUUCUGUUGUGCGUCCUUGCUGCUAUAUAUUGCUAUCAUAUACCUUUGGACCUCGUUCAGUUUUUAAGGAACACUAGGUGUAGUAGAUAUGUAACUAUGUUUAGACAUACCGAGGCUGAUUAUUCUUGGUAUAUAGGUCCAUUCAGAGUUUGGGUUCAAGAUUUGACUGAAGAGGAUGAGUUUUGGUAGCAUUUUGUCACCAAAAAACUGCAAUAAUAUCUUUCCUUUUCCGCAUACAUUGGAGGCUAUGAGCUAUGUAAACCAUUAUGGCAUUCUUUUACUAUUUUCAAUAUCUUUUCUAUUA